Bombina bombina (fire-bellied toad) is the source of this 2887-nucleotide messenger RNA. It is a transcript of the gene FIGNL1, whose product is annotated as fidgetin like 1. Lineage: Eukaryota; Metazoa; Chordata; Amphibia; Anura; Bombinatoridae. Bases 127 to 2160 code for a protein of 677 amino acids. The record is from RefSeq and is a predicted model, not a curated record. Gene Ontology annotation, molecular function: ATP binding; microtubule severing ATPase activity; ATP hydrolysis activity. The transcript has 2 exons.
CUGCGCAUGCGUGUUCUCACAGCCCGGCGGGGAGUUGGAAAGUGGAAUGGAAGAAAAUAAGAGAGGAAGGUAGUUUAGAAGAAUAUUUUAUAACCCAUCAGUGAGAGAAAGGGCGCACUAGGUAACAUGCAGACAUCUGAUACCAAUUCUGUUCAUUUGAAUGAAUGGCAAAAAAAUGCAUUUGCUCUGACCUCUGGCACCUGCUCCCCAAGACAGAAGGCAGAAGUGUAUCGUGCACAUCUUGCACAGAUUCAGUAUGCAUGGGCAAACUCUGAAAUCUCAGAGGCAGCGGCUAUCCACCUGUUCAAGAAGUAUUCUGAGAAGUGCUCUGCUAUUAUUGACUCUGACAAGGUGGAGACUGGAUUGAAUAACUAUGCAGACAGUAUUAUGACUUUGGCUAAAUGUCAGAGAAAUGACAGUGACAAGUGGCAGUCCUCCUUCACAGUCAGUAAUGUUUUAAAACUAAAGUGUGUGCAGGAUAUGACUGAGGCUGCCAGAAAAGUCCAGGCGUCUCUGUUGGCUUCAGCAGAUGCUUCAGUUAGUACUGGUAAUGGGGUCAGUGCUUCUGGAAGUGUUGGCUUUCCAAAUAUUAAUGUCCUUAGCCGACCAGGGUAUAAAGAGCCACAAGCUGCUUCAUUCAAAUGUCAAAUACCAGAGGGAGCAUCAAAUUUUGCUCAGAUCAGUUCUACUUCAACAGUGAUUAGUACAAAUGUUACUGCAGCUUCAAAGAUUUCCCCUAACAUACCACUUAACAGCAAAGUUUUUGCCACAACAUCAUUAUUUGGAAAUACUGAAGCAGCUACUUUAACAAAGGCAUGUACAACGGCAAUCCCAAACCAGUUUGCGUCUGAUAGCCCUACAGGUUUAACAAAUUCAACAAAGAGAAAAAACUUUUAUUCCACAAGUGAAAACAUGGACACACAAUCUAGCUUUAUCAAUCACAAACAAAAAAAUAGCGGACAAGCUACUUACAAUUCUAAUCAGGCAGAUGGAAAUAAUCAGUGUAGUUUUAAAACUGCGAAAGAACAGUUAUGGGUGGAUCAGCAAAAAAAAUAUAACAACCAACCUCAACGUAAUGUAGGUCCUAGUACAUGUGGUGGUGGUGCUAAAAGAUCAUUGGGAGCUGGUCGCUCUCGUGGAUUACAUGGAAAAUUUGUUCCUCCAAUUCCUAGGCAAGAAGAUGGUGAUGAGAACAAAAGCAUGCAGAGGAAAGCUUAUGGGGCUGACAAUAGUGAAAUGAAUGUACUUUUUGAUGAGCGUUUAAAAAACAUUGAACCAAGGAUGAUUGAGCUGAUCACAAGUGAGAUCAUGGAUCAUGGUCCUCCAUUGAACUGGGAUGAUAUUGCAGGUUUAGAAUUUGCCAAAACUACCAUAAAAGAAAUUGUUGUCUGGCCAAUGCUGAGGCCAGACAUAUUUACUGGCCUGAGAGGCCCUCCCAAAGGAAUACUUCUCUUUGGUCCUCCAGGCACAGGAAAAACUCUAAUUGGCAAAUGCAUUGCUUGUCAGUCUGGGGCAACUUUUUUUAGCAUUAGUGCAUCAUCGUUGACUUCUAAAUGGGUUGGUGAAGGUGAAAAGAUGGUUCGUGCUCUCUUUGCAGUCGCCAGAUGUCACCAGCCUGCUGUGAUUUUCAUAGAUGAAAUUGAUUCUCUCUUAUCUCAGCGUGGUGAAGGAGAGCACGAGUCUUCAAGAAGGAUUAAAACUGAAUUUUUGGUUCAGCUAGAUGGUGCUACAACAUCCUCAGAGGACCGCAUCCUUGUAGUGGGUGCUACAAACCGGCCUCAAGAAAUCGAUGAGGCAGCCCGAAGACGACUGGUUAAAAGACUAUAUAUUCCUUUGCCAGAAGCUACUGCUAGGAAACAAAUAGUUGUUAGUUUAAUGUCAAAGGAGCAUUGCUGUCUCACAGACAAAGAAAUAGAGCUAAUUGUUUCACAGGCUGAGGGCUUCUCUGGUGCGGAUAUGACACAGCUUUGUCGCGAGGCUGCUCUUGGUCCUAUAAGAAGCAUACAGGUUAUGGACAUUUCUACAAUAACAGCAGACCAAGUCCGACCCAUUGCUUAUAUUGAUUUCCAAAAUGCUUUUCAGACUGUGCGACCUAGUGUUUCACAAAAAGAUUUAGAGUUAUAUGAGAACUGGAACAAAACCUUUGGUUGUGGACGAUAAGAUACUUUGCAGUCAUUAUUUAAAAAAGUAAAUCUUGGUAGAAAGGUCUACAAAAAAAUCAACUAUUUGUUUUACUUUUCUUGGUUCACUUUUCUAUUACUUGUAACUUUGUUUUGUAAAGAUGAAAUAAUAAAUAAUUCUGUGCCAUAAAACAUUAUCUGUAAUGUGUUUGAUGGAAUGUAGCAACAUUUUAUCUAGAAUCAGCCUAUAAUGUUAACUGAGGUUAAAAAACAAACACUAGCAUACCCAGUGCCAUGAAUCUGCUUCAUUCUCAGUGUUCACCAUAAGGAAUAAAGUUGCAGCAGUAAAUUAUUCGAACAGUAAUUUAUGUAUUUCACAGGAUGUUUCAGCUUUGUAACCAAUCCUCAGUGGAAAUGUAUUGACAUGUACCUCAAUGAACUUGGCUGCAUCUCUGCUAAAGUCCAUUCAGGAAUACCCAGAUCAGGAAGCACUCAUUUCUAAAGAAAAAUCUAAUUUGUUACUGAAAAAUACAUCCCUGUACAAUCCAUUUUGCUGACACGUACGUCUCAGAUGUUUCGCACUCGCUGUCAGCACUUCAUCUGAGAUAAAGGAAUGCGUCCUGAUACAUUUACUAUUCAGUUUUAUUUUAUUUUUGUAGUGUCUGACAAAUGUACAUUUUGUUUAGGUAUUAAUCAUUUAGUACCCUAAGUUAGCUCUUGAGACUGAAAGUUUUCUAGUGUCAAAAUAAAUGGAUAUGAUUUGCUUA